Molecule: messenger RNA, 4459 nt
Organism: Syngnathus typhle (broad-nosed pipefish)
Lineage: Eukaryota; Metazoa; Chordata; Actinopteri; Syngnathiformes; Syngnathidae
Gene: hoxa3a
Product: homeobox A3a
Exons: 7
Coding region: 2464-3639 (391 amino acids)
Biological process (GO): regulation of transcription by RNA polymerase II
Cellular component (GO): nucleus
Molecular function (GO): RNA polymerase II cis-regulatory region sequence-specific DNA binding; DNA-binding transcription factor activity, RNA polymerase II-specific
Source: RefSeq, a predicted model, not a curated record
CCUUCUUUUUUUCCACACAAGGAUACUUAGCCUAACCAUUGGUGAUUCAAUUAAUUUCGUGAAGCCACUGGUGUUGCAAGGGAGGAAUCGUAAAAGUUUUAUUGCGCAACUAAUGAGUUUUGCAGCCAUAAAUUCAUUUGGUCAGCGCCUCUGUGUUCAGCACCAAUAGACCUUGCCGUUGGGGGGUUUUCUGUGCACUCCUAUAGCCUCUUAUCCCCUUUGUGGUUGUAAAAAAAAAACCCUGACCUUUUGUGUACAUCGCUCUCCUGCACUCUGAAGCUUUACUUUCUAAUUGGGCCUCGCUGCAGUCAGUGGAGAAAGAGUGCUGGGAUUUUUUCCAGCGCGUUGCUUUCGAUGUCGAAUCAAUAAGCAACUAUUGACAGUUGCAUAUCGGUCAGGUGGAUUUACAUCGCACUGAUGAUUUUAUUUUAUUUUCAGAUGGAUUGAAUGUAAUUUAGAGCCUAUAGUAAAACAAAAAUCAGUCACAAAAUUCAUUUUAAUGUCAUUUUAUUCGCAUGGUUUAUUUAUUUAUUUAUUUAUUUUUUAUCAACUCGUGCGUUGUCUUUACCAGACCCAGAAGAGCGAUGGCUCUAUAUAAACAUGCAAUCCACUUCAGGGAAACCGGGAAAGAAGUUCUUCGGUUACAUGAAACAGAGAAGCAGGAUGGAGAUAUUUUGCCACUUCAUCCACUUCAUGUAAUGGACCCGAGCUGUAAAGUACAUUAGUUAUCUGCAACGUGCCACGCCUAUACCGCGCAAGCGUAUCAAUAUUUCAAAUGGAAUUCAUGUGAGCUCUUUUGGAUAGUCCACAGGUAUAUAUUUUUUUAGUCUAAAAUGCAAAUGAUGUGGCUGCAAAUUAAUCAGUAAUCAGCUUGUUUUCAGCAAAUUCAAUAUAUCAAUAUCUGCCCAUUUAGAAACUCACUAAACAUGCACCUACAUAAAAUACUGAUUAGACUCAGCAAUCGAUAUACUGCUAACACAACACACACACACACACACAGCGCGCGCGCACACACACACACACACACAGUCGCGCGUGCAAAUUCCUUCGUAAAUGUGCCUUGUUUUUGUGCUAAACUAGGAAAAUAUGUGUCCACUAAAUAUUAUUACACACAAUUCAAAUAUUUAAUUAUAGUCAUUAUACUGCAAAUCAUCGACGAUUUGUUCGUGAGGUUAAAUUAUUGUGUAACCCACCCAAACUGUUUUUCAUUUAUUUACUGGAAUAAUACAAUAACACCCACAGUGCGGUAAUUUGUUAUUAUCUGUUUUUAUUUUAAUAACAGCGGGAAAUGUGGUCCCGUUUGUGGUGCAGGAAUAAUUACUUCAGUCUUUGGUGUAUACAGAUGUGUGUACAAAACGACUCGCACGCUGGAAAAAAUGUAGCUCGGGGUAAGAGGAACAUUUCACUUUUGGGAAUGCAAACUAUGAAGCUGCGAGACGAGGCAAGCUGAGGGAGAAUGAGAAUUUACUGUUGAACUCUGCGUUCCCUCUUCCCUCACUAAGAUGGCGCCUGCUGUUGACCUCCUCCUUUGUACUCCCUCCACCUCCGUCUCCCCCUCUCUCCUCCCCCCUUCUUCCUCCAGCACUGGGCCAUAAAUCCGUUGUUGUUUAUGAAAAUUUACAACAUGGCAAUCCGGCUUUACGAGCCACCUCGGGCUCCCAUUGGCUGCAUCUCGUCACGUGGUCAGGCGCAGUGAACAUGAACUUUUUAUAUAUAAUUUCCAAUCGAGGAAUAGAGCAGCCUUUCAUUAAACCGGCUCCCGCUCCUACACGGAUGUUUUCAUCGCGGUGGCUCUCUGCAACCUCAACCACUCACAUGUCCUUUCCCCCCCCCCCCCCCCCCCACUUUGGAGGAUUUGAUGCCACAGAAGCGUCCUUUCAGACGUGACGGGAUGCUUUUGGCAAGAUGUGUGGAAAGAGUCCCGGUGUGUCACUGCCCCCUCCUCGCGGGAUCCCCUCUCAAGUCUUGUGUCAUGGGACCCAACACAAUAGCUCUUUGAGGAGUGUCUUGACCAGAACACUGCGCCCACUUGAGCUCAGUGGACCGGACGGGAGCCGACCGGACCUGAUCGGACCUGCUGUGCAUGCAAGCAUGGCCGGGAUGAGGAGCUCCUCUCCGGAGGCCUUGUUGAUGCCGACAGGGUGUCUCGGUGAAGAUUUGGAGCAUCUUGGAGGAAAUUGUUGAAGGAAAUUGACUCGCCUCCACGAUGGACAGGCAGCAGCGCGGACUGCACGUGAUCCCUGAUGGCCAGCAACAAGGGCGUGCGUCACAUCUCCUCUGCUCCACACUGACCGUCAUGGCUUAAAUCCGGCCCCAUAAAGCCACCUCGCGCGCGCAACUACUCCGGUUCACCCGAGGAGGCCAUUGGCGGAGAGGCGUCACGUGACCACGGGGUGCCAAUGUUCUUCUACAAGGGUGUCAAGACCCUGUCACUUUGUGAAAUAAAUAUUGGGAAACGGCGAGAUGCAAAAGGCAACCUACUACGACAGCUCGGCAAUUUACAGUGGCUACCCGUAUCAAAGCGCAAAUGGCUUCAGUUAUGAUGCCAAUCAGGUCCAAUAUCCCCGCGCCUCUCAUGUGGAAAGUGACUACCAUCGACCCGCCUGCUCCUUGCAGUCUCCUGACGGCUCGGUGGCUCCUCUGCACAAGCCGCUGGAGAUGCAGGCGGAGAGCUGCGACGGCGGCACCGCCGCGCCGUCCAAGGCGCGUCAUCCUGAGGGCAGCCCUCCACCCUCGCGCUCCCCCUCCGAUACCGGCCAGAACAACGGCAGCGCGCAGCCGAGCGCCAAGAGCGGCUCGCCGUCGUCGGGCGCCCGCGGCAAGCAGAUCUUUCCCUGGAUGAAGGAGUCCCGCCAGAACACCAAGCAAAAACCCGCAAAUAGCGCCAGUUCAGUGGAGAGUUGCCCGGGAGACAAGAGUCCUCCUGGGUCGGCCGCCUCCAAGAGGGCCAGGACGGCUUACACCAGCGCCCAGCUCGUGGAGCUGGAGAAGGAGUUCCACUUUAACCGCUACCUUUGCAGACCUCGGAGAGUGGAGAUGGCCAACCUGCUCAACCUGACAGAAAGACAGAUCAAAAUCUGGUUCCAGAACCGCAGGAUGAAAUACAAGAAGGAUCAGAAGGGUGUGGGGAUGAUGCCUUCCCCUGGGGGGCAGUCCCCUCGCAGUCCAGUGGGCCCCCCUUCCGGUGGAGGAUACCUCAGCUCUAUGCAUUCGCUCGUAAACAGUGUUCCUUAUGAGUCCCAGUCACCGACGUCGUACAAUAAGAAUCAUCAAAACGCGUACGCCAUGGCCACGUCAUACCCCCCCUCCGGUCUGAACAACUCCCACAAGAGGUAUCCCGACUCGGCCACGCCCGAAUAUGACGCGCACCCCCUGCAGGGGGGCAACUACGGCACGCACAUGCAAGGUAGCCCCGUUUAUGGUGGUUACGUGGAACCCAUGGCCAACUCCGGGGCUUCCGUUUUUGGGCUCACGCACCUCCCGCACCCGCCGUCCUCCAACAUGGACUACAAUGGAGCAAUCACGAUGGGGAACAGUCAGCACCACGGCGUGUGCGAUCCCACGCCCACGUACACAGACCUUACACCGCAAUACUCUCAGGGAAGAAUCCAGGAGGCGCCCAAACUGACUCAUCUGUAGCGGUGCGCGGCGCAGUCUGUAUCACUCCGCCCAUUGUCUAGAAGCCACCUCCGGACCGCAUCACCGUCUUUUCUUUGUGUGCGUGCACACUGCGUCUACCAUUUCAAACUCGCGCUCUCUUUUUCCCCCUCUAGGUUUCUUUUAGUUUGAUGAUGUGUGAAGUAGCGUAUAGGAUAAAUAAUCUUUUUUUUUUUUUUUUUUUAAAGACAUUUCGGAGGGCUCGAGGAGAACGUCGAGAGCCAAUGCCUAUUUAAUCUAUUUUUAAAUGUUUUUUUCAAAUUCAAACAGGGUAUUAUGAAACAUGUUAUUCGUUUUUUUUUUUAAAUGUGAGCUUAUUUAUCCGCAUUUGCAGUUUUUUUUUUAAAUGCAUUUUAUUGCACUUGUGAAAGGAUCCAUAUGGCAUACGUGAAAGAAAUGCAUUUGUCAGAAAUAAGGGUAUACGAGGUUAGGAUGCAACCCUUUUUGCUUGAUUUGUUCUAUUUGGAAAUUCUCAUGUUAUUUAUUUUUGUUUAGUGUUAAAAGUAGUCCUGGUAUUAUUUGACACCCUAGCGAGAAGCUCACUGGGUUCACCCCGCCCCCCACCCCCAAACUCCCGUUUUCAACUUAUCUCCACUUCCACCCUUCUUCUUCGAUUAAAUAUUUUGUGUUUAUUAAUUUUCCUACAGAAUGUCAAAUCAAUCAGUCGACGCAAUAAGGGUGGAAGGAAGGAUACACUUUAGUCGUUUCGUUAUUGAACAGAUAAAAGACGACAAACCCUUUCCAUACAUUCCAUGCUGCUCCAGUUCGAAGAAGUAAAUAAAACAAUAGAAAUACAAUCAAA